AUGACACUCUACAUUUACAGCGAGACCGGUGUCUGUAUGUAUAACUACUCCUUUAUUGAAACGGAUAUCACAGAACAACAACUCACAGAACAUAAACAAUUCAUAUCGGGGUUGAUCCAAUCUAUUACCAACUUCUGUGACUGUAUAAACCCAUCGAACGCCCCAACGACAUUCGAAAGUUUUAACACCGACACAUACAAAUUUCACUAUUUCCAAACCCCAACAAAUUUGAGGUUUGUCUUGUUCACAGACAAUUGCCUCCAAACGUACACCGACUGGCUCAAAGAAUAUUUCGACUCGUGUUACGUCGUCGCAGUCGCGAAGAACCCGAUGUUCUCGAAGUCGACAGAACAAUUGAAGUGCCCGCUUUUAGACGAACUUACUCGCAACUUUUUCAAGCAGAAAAGCCAGAACUAA
Entamoeba invadens IP1 is the source of this 417-nucleotide messenger RNA. Its product is annotated as trafficking protein particle complex subunit, putative. Gene Ontology annotation, biological process: endoplasmic reticulum to Golgi vesicle-mediated transport. Bases 1 to 417 code for a protein of 138 amino acids. Gene Ontology annotation, cellular component: TRAPP complex. The transcript has a single exon. Lineage: Eukaryota; Evosea; Mastigamoebida; Endamoebidae. The record is from RefSeq and is a predicted model, not a curated record.